AUGGAUUCCAGUGUUUCAGCGUCUGCCUGCGUGGGCUGGGCGGUCGGGUUCUCAGACUCUGCAGAGAUGCUGGAUCAGGUGGUUGCCCUCGCUGCUGUGUCCAUACUGGCUGUCCUGGAGCAAGUGUGUUCAGCUUAUUUCUCCUUCCAAGUGAUUUAUGCCAGGAGGAAGUAUGCUGUGUCUCCGCCCUCCACUGCCGGCCCACCAGAGUUUGAGAGGAUUCGCAGUGCCCAAAUGAACUGUUCCGAGUACUUUCCCAUCUUCCUGGUCCUCCUGUGGACGGCCGGAGUCUUCUUCAGCCAAGGUGCAUCGUCGUGCUGUGGUUUGCUGUAUUUAUAUGGACGCCUCCUUUACUUCAGACACUACUCAGAGUCAGCACAGGGACGCCUGGCGCCCCUCUACUUCACUGCCCGCGUUCUCUGGCUUCUCAUUGGCUUUUCCACUCUCGGCGUUUUCUCCUCGUUCUGCCGCCUCUACCUGAACCUGGACCUCCUGGAGGUGCUGGUGUCCACCCUCUGAACCAGCAGGACAAGUGGGAGAAAAAGAAACUGAACUGUGAGGUUA
Thalassophryne amazonica is the source of this 564-nucleotide messenger RNA. RefSeq names its product leukotriene C4 synthase (gene ltc4s). The record is from RefSeq and is a predicted model, not a curated record. The coding region runs from base 1 to 519 and encodes 172 amino acids. Gene Ontology annotation, cellular component: membrane; endoplasmic reticulum; nuclear envelope. Lineage: Eukaryota; Metazoa; Chordata; Actinopteri; Batrachoidiformes; Batrachoididae. The transcript is spliced from 6 exons. Gene Ontology annotation, biological process: leukotriene biosynthetic process. Gene Ontology annotation, molecular function: enzyme activator activity; glutathione transferase activity; glutathione peroxidase activity.